AUGCACUCUCGCUCCCUGGUCUCUGGUCUCCCCAGGUCUCUGCCUGCCCUCCCUCCCUCGCCUGCGCCGCCCUGCAUUCCUUGCGUCGAGGGGCGGCAGCGCGCCGCUCCUCACUCCUCCUCGUUUCCUCCCACAGAGGCUCCACUGCAGACGCUCCACCUGGACGUGUGGGGCCCAGCCCGCGUCCAGGGACAGGGCCGCGAGCGGUACUUCCUGCUGGUUGUCGACGACUACACGCGUUACACCACGGUCUUCCCCUUGCGGAGCAAGGCGGAUGUCCCUGCUGUUUUGAUCCCCUGGAUCCGCGCAGUUCGUCUCCAGCUCCGCGAGCGGUUCCGGUCGGACUUUCCUGUCCUGCGUCUGCACUCUGACAGAGGUGGUGAGUUCUCCUCCGACCUCUUGGCAGCCUACUGUGCGGAGCACGGCAUCACCCAGUCGUUCACGCUUCCGGCCUCUCCGCAGCAGAAUGGGGUUGCUGAGCGCCGCAUUGGCUUAGUCAUGGAGGUCGCUCGUACCUCCAUGAUCCAUGCGGCUACCCCCCAUUUUCUGUGGCCGUUUGCGGUCCGGUACGCCGCGCAUCAGCUCAACCUCUGGCCCCGUGUCUCCUUGCCGGAGACCUCGCCCACACUGCUGUGGACGGGGAAGGUUGGCGAUGCGUCGCGUUUCCGGGUCUGGGGUGCUCGUGCCUUUGUCCGCGAUACCACCGCGGACAAGCUCUCCGCCCGCGCUGUUCCCUGUGUCUUCCUUGGCUUUGUCCCUGACGCGCCUGGUUGGCAGUUUUACCACCCCACCUCGCGCCGUGUCUUUGCGUCUCAGGACGUCACGUUCGACGAGUCGGUUCCCUUUUACCGUCUCUUCCCCUACCGCACUGCCUCGCUCCCCCCCCGCCGCUCUUCCUCGCUCCAGGUCACUGGUGACUCAGGUCCUACUGAGAGUGGUCCUGCUCGGGGUGCUACUUCUGGGGGUGCUGAGCCUGGGGGUGCGGAGCCUGGGGGUGCUGAGCCUGGGGGUACUGAGCCUGAGGGUGCGGAGCUUGAGGGUGUAGAGCCUGGUGGUGCUGAGCCUGAGUGUGAGGGGUCUGGGGGUGCUGAGCUUGGCGGUACUGACGCUGGAGGUUCUGGAGCUACUGAGGGUGCUGGCGCUGGAGGUUCGGGAGCUGCUGGAGGGCCUAGUCCUGGUGGCGCUGGAGCUGGAGGUUCUGGAGCUGCUGAGGGUGCUCGCGCUGGAGGUUCUGGAGCCGCUGGAGGUACUGGUGCUGAGGGUACUGACACCGGAGGUUCUGGAGCCGUUGGGGGUGCGGGCGCUGAGGGUUCUGAGUCUGCUGUUGCGCGGUCUCCUUGGAUCAGCGUGCCCUGGCCAACGAGGUGUCCAAAUCAGCGUUCACGGAUUUUUUUUUACUGA
Closterium sp. Yama58-4 is the source of this 1401-nucleotide messenger RNA. The record is from the annotation of a GenBank genome assembly. Lineage: Eukaryota; Viridiplantae; Streptophyta; Zygnematophyceae; Desmidiales; Closteriaceae.